Drechmeria coniospora is the source of this 1188-nucleotide messenger RNA. RefSeq lists its product as uncharacterized. The transcript has 3 exons. The record is from RefSeq and is a predicted model, not a curated record. Gene Ontology annotation, molecular function: metalloexopeptidase activity. Lineage: Eukaryota; Fungi; Ascomycota; Sordariomycetes; Hypocreales; Ophiocordycipitaceae. Gene Ontology annotation, biological process: proteolysis. Bases 1 to 1188 code for a protein of 395 amino acids.
AUGAAAUUCUCUCGGGCGUCCCUGCUCGCGGCUUGCGUGCCCGCCGUCUCGGCCCGCUACAUCGAACGGGCCGAGGUAAACAGCGUCAACCUCGAGCCCGGCGAGGAACGGUUCCUCGUCGAGACGGCGCCGGGCAAGACGCAAUGGAUCACCGAGGAUGAAAAGUGGGAGAUGCGGAGGAAUGGCCAGAACUUCAUGGACAUUACCGAAACGCGCGAGCUCGGCACCCAGCACUUUGCCAGCCAGGCGUCGGUCACGUACCCCAGCAAAUGCGUCCACAAGGACGCCGUCGGCAAGCUCGCCCAUAGUCUCGACAAGACGCAGAUGAAGGCCAACCUCGAGAAGCUCUCGGGCUUCCACACUCGCUACUUCAAGUCCGACUACGGCCUGCAGUCGUCCGACUGGAUCCUCGCCAAGGUGAACGAGAUGAUCAAGGAGGCCGGCGCCGACAAGACGGUCCACGCCAAGUCCUUCCCCCACACGUGGAAGCAGCACUCGGUCAUCGCCACCAUCCCGGGCCGCGGAAACGACACCAUCGUCAUCGGCGCCCACCAGGACUCCAUCAACCUCUGGAUGCCCUCGGUCCUCGCCGCUCCCGGCGCCGACGACGACGGCAGCGGCACCGUCACCAUCAUGGACGUCUUCCGCACCCUGCUCAAGUCCAAGGACCUCGUCGACGGCCAGGCCCCCAACACCAUCGAGUUUCACUGGUACAGCGCCGAGGAGGGCGGCUUGCUCGGGAGCCAGGCCAUCUUCCAGUCGUACGAGAAGAGCAGGCGCAAGGUCAAGGCCAUGCUGCAGCAGGACAUGACGGGCUACAUCCAGACGACGCUGGACAAGGGCCUCCCCGAGAGCGUCGGCGUCAUCGUCGACUAUGUCAACCCCGCCCUGACCAAGUUCAUCAAGACCGUCAUCGAGGAGUACUGCACCAUCCCCUGGGUCGAAACAAAGUGCGGCUACGCCUGCUCCGACCACGCGUCCGCCUCCAAGGCCGGCUUCCCCGCCGCCUUUGUCAUCGAAUCCGCCUUUGGGGACUCGAACAAGCACAUUCACACCGCCGAAGACCUCAUCAAGUACCUGUCGUUUGACCACAUGCUCCAGCACGCUCGCAUGACCCUUGGCCUGGUCUACGAGCUGGCCUUUCACAAGUUUGACGACACAACCCUGCAGUUGCCAGGCGAUCUCUAG